Messenger RNA from Physeter macrocephalus (sperm whale), 1277 nucleotides. RefSeq names its product forkhead box I3 (gene FOXI3). Gene Ontology annotation, biological process: cell differentiation; anatomical structure morphogenesis; regulation of transcription by RNA polymerase II. The coding region runs from base 16 to 1269 and encodes 417 amino acids. NCBI's taxonomy places the organism in Eukaryota, Metazoa, Chordata, Mammalia, Artiodactyla, Physeteridae. Gene Ontology annotation, molecular function: RNA polymerase II cis-regulatory region sequence-specific DNA binding; DNA-binding transcription factor activity, RNA polymerase II-specific. The transcript has 2 exons. The record is from RefSeq and is a predicted model, not a curated record.
CCGACGGUCGCCGACAUGGCUCUCUACUGCGGCGACAACUUCGGCGUGUACUCGCAGCCCGGUCUGUCCCCGGCCGCCGCCGCCCCGGCCGCCCCCCCGGCCGCCCGGGCGCCCUACGGUCUGGCCGACUAUGCCGCGCCGCCGGCCGCAGCCGCCAACCCCUACCUGUGGCUCAACGGGCCGGCCGUGGGCGGUCCCCCUGCCGCCGCCGCCGCGUACCUGGGCGCCCCGCCGCCGCCGCCGCCGCCGCCGCCGCCCCCCGGGGGCGCGCCCGGGCCCUUCCUGCAGCCGCCGACCGCCGCCGGCACCUUCGCCUGCGCGCAGCGGCCCUUCGCGCAGCCCGCGGCCGCAGCGCCCGCCUCGCCCGCCGGGCCCGCGGCGCCCGGGGAGCUGAGCUGGCUGUCCAUGGCCAGCCGCGAGGACCUGAUGAAGAUGGUGCGGCCGCCCUACUCGUACUCGGCGCUCAUCGCCAUGGCCAUCCAGAGCGCGCCCGAGCGCAAGCUCACGCUCAGCCAUAUCUACCAGUUCGUGGCCGACAGCUUCCCCUUCUACCAGCGCAGCAAGGCCGGCUGGCAGAACUCCAUCCGCCACAACCUGUCGCUCAACGACUGCUUCAAGAAGGUGCCCCGCGACGAGGACGACCCAGGGAAAGGUAAUUACUGGACCCUGGAUCCGAACUGUGAGAAAAUGUUUGACAACGGGAACUUCCGUCGGAAGCGAAAGCGCCGCUCGGAAGCCGGCAGCACCCCUACGGUGGCCGUGGGGACGUCGAAAUCAGAAGAAGGGCUCUCCCCGGGACUGGGGUCUGGAGUGGGUGGGAAGCCGGAAGGAGACAGCUCCCCGGCGUUGCUGAGGCCCUCUCAGUCCCCAGAGCCUCCCGAGGGCACCAGGAGCACCGCCUCCUCCCCAGGAGGGUCCGCGCUCUCCUCCACCCCUUGCCUGAACAGCUUCUUCAGCAGCCUCAGCGCGCUAAGUGUCAGCAGCGGUGGGAGCACCCAGCGAGUGCUCCCGGGCGGCCGCCCCCUAGGGAUCCAGGGGACCCAGGUGCCCUCAGCCGGCGCGUUCCCCCCCAGCGCCGUCCCGGAGGCCUCGCCAGACACCUUGCAGCUGAGUCACAGCACCAGCAAUGGCAGCAGCCAGAGAUCCUCCUACUACAGCCCCUUCCCUGCCAGCACCAGCGGGGGACCGAGCAGCCCCUUCAGCACCCCUUUCUACAACUUCAGCAUGGUCAACAGCCUCAUCUACCCCCGGGAGGGCUCCGAGGUCUAGACCCCCCA